GUAUACAUAUAUCAAGGAUGUCACGAAAUAUCCGAGUACCGAUACCCAAAAUCCGAAAUCCGGACCAUCCUUCUUUAACUCUCUUCCUUUAUAUUUUUUCUAUAAACUACAAAUAAUUUUAACAGGCAAUGCGUGCUUUACUCAAAUCUGGAGAUACCCAAAAAGUUAUCCUUUUUGCCAAUACAGCUAGAGAUAAAGACAUUUACCGAAUGGCUGGCAAUUAUUUACAAAAUUUAAAUUGGAAAGAGAAUGCUCAAUUAAUGAGGCAAAUUGAAGCAUUUUAUUUAAAAGCUGGGGCUGUUGAUUUACUUGCUAAUUUUUAUGAAGCAUGUGCUCAGGUAGAAAUUGAAGAAUAUCACGAUUACGAAAAAGCAGCAGCUGCCUAUUCUGAAGCUAUACGUUGUUUAAAUAAAAAAAUAGAUAAGGGAAAAGUUGAUGUUAAAAAACAGCAACAACAACAAUUUUAUUUAACAGAGAGACAAGAACAAUUGAGAGAAACUUUGGAAAUAAUACAGCGAUUUUUGGAUAUUAAAAUGUUAUAUGAAAAGGAUCCAGGCGAAUCUAUGAGGCAAUUGGGUGAAUUUUCUGAACGUCCAGACAUUGAUUCGAUUGUUCGGUUAGGUGAUAUUUAUGCUAUUCUGAUUGGACAUAAUGUUAAAAGGAAUAAUUUUAGAAAGGCUUGGAGCUUAAUUGAGCAUUGCGAACAACGUUCACGUCCACGAAUAGAUGUUAGGAAUUAUUUAAAUAAAAAUACUUUGGAUCAAAUUUGUGAUAAUGUUGGAGUGCCUCGUUUAAAGAGUGCCAAGUCUAUAAAGGAAGAGGAAGAAGAAAAUGAAAAAGAAACUGCAGAUACUGUUGAAUUUAGUCAUUCAUUAAGAAGGCAUAUUGAUGCGGGAUCACCAUAA
This is a messenger RNA of Meloidogyne enterolobii, 905 nucleotides long. The record is from the annotation of a GenBank genome assembly. Lineage: Eukaryota; Metazoa; Nematoda; Chromadorea; Rhabditida; Meloidogynidae.